Messenger RNA from Durio zibethinus, 2669 nucleotides. Its product is annotated as SUN domain-containing protein 3-like. Gene Ontology annotation, cellular component: membrane; cytoplasm. The record is from RefSeq and is a predicted model, not a curated record. Gene Ontology annotation, biological process: protein folding in endoplasmic reticulum. Lineage: Eukaryota; Viridiplantae; Streptophyta; Magnoliopsida; Malvales; Malvaceae.
GCUGCUAAAGGGAAAUGAUUGGGUAAACCCAAGAUGAUUGCUCCUCUACUAAGCGACAAAUAUUCCCGUCAAAGUCCACCUACUAUUACUUCUAUUACUUAAAAAUUAAAAAAAUAUAUUAUAAAAGAGAAGAGAUCUGAGAAAGAGAAGGGUUUAUCUUUUUAAUUUGAUUUUGAAAACAGACCAUGCCGUUACCAAAAUGAUGACCAUAAAAAGAGCGACCGAUGGGAUCACACUACGCGGACUGUCGCCUUAAACCACGCCGUUUCGAUGCUCUCUUUUGUUUACUUCUCAUCGACACAUUCCUUCUUUUAUACUCUAUUUGACGUCCUUCUCUGAACAGAUGAUUUCUUCUUUAUUUUUCACAUCAAACAAAUAUUCUUCUUCUUUCUGUAUGAAUUUCUUCAGGAUUUAAGUUGUUUGGUGGUGGCUGAGAAAAUUGCUGAAAAGAGAAUAAACAAAAGUAGUCUGCGGCAGACUGGAUUGAUGUGCUAUGCAGAGAUCACGUACAGCUCUUCUGCAAAGAAGAGCUUUGGACGUGGUUGUUACUGGAAGGAGCCGCUUCUACAAGGUUUCUCUGUCUUUGGUUUUUGUUUUGUGGGGAAUUCUCUCCCUCUUCAGCUUGUGGCUUUGUCAUGGUGAUGGUUAUAGAGGUGGAUCUGUAGUCCUUGGCUUAUCAACUUGGGAUGAAGCUAAGAUGAGACACGAUGAACAUUCUGAUUCUCCUGGUCAAUGGUUGGCAGACGAAUCUGGCUUUUCUUCUUCUCAUGAUGGUUUUUGUACAAAUGGUGCUGAGACCACAGCUCUUUAUGCUGAAUCACCUGCAAGUGAAGCUAACGAAAAUCAUGUCUCUACUCUUGAGCAACAUGAUGCUGAAAGCUCUGUUGCAGGUGUAAAAUCUGAAAAUAGCUCUCCAAAGUCUGAUAGACUGUCCCAUGCUGUGCCUCUUGGUCUUGACGAAUUCAAGAGCCGAGCAUUCAUUUCUAGAAGUAAAUCUGGUACUGGUCAGACAGGAGUAAUACAUAGAUUGGAGCCAGGGGGUAAAGAAUACAAUUAUGCCUCCGCGUCAAAAGGAGCGAAGGUCCUGGUAUAUAACAAGGAAGCAAAGGGUGCCUCUAAUAUCUUAGGCAGAGACAAGGACAAGUACCUAAGGAAUCCCUGUUCUGCAGAAGAGAAAUUUGUUGUUAUAGAACUUUCAGAAGAAACUUUAGUAGACACCAUUGAAAUAGCAAAUUUUGAGCAUUACUCUUCUAAUUUGAAAGAAUUUGAGUUGCUUGGAAGUUUGGUUUUUCCUACAGAUGUUUGGAUUAAGCUUGGGAACUUUACUGCCACCAAUGUGAAGCUUGCUCAGAGAUUUGUUCUUCAGGAACCAAAAUGGGUGAGGUAUUUGAAGUUAAACCUUCUGAGCCAUUAUGGUUCUGAAUUUUAUUGUACCCUGAGUGUUAUUGAAGUGUAUGGAGUGGAUGCAGUGGAGAGAAUGCUGGAGGAUUUGAUCUCUGUUCAGGAUAAUCUGUUUACACCUGAGGAUGGAGUGCAUGAUCAGAAACAAAUGCCUUCACAUCUGGAGUCCACUCAUCGCGAUGAUGUUCAUCAAAGUUCAUUCAAGGAAAUGGGAUCUGAGUCUUUAGUAGAAAACUCGAAAGUGCAACUUGAUGUUACAAAUAAUAUUGUUCCCAAUCCGGUCGAAGAAAUUCGUCAUCAACAAGUUGGCCGAGUGCCUGGAGACAGUGUUCUAAAAAUUUUGAUGCAGAAAGUUCGAGCUCUAGACUUAAAUUUAUCUGUUUUGGAGCGGUAUUUAGAAGAAUUGAAUUCCAAAUAUGGCAAUAUUUUUAAAGAAUUUUACGAAGAUAUACGAGAAAAAGAUAAACUUCUAGAGAAGAUUAAAUCAAAUAUAAAAGAUCUCCAUGACAGCCAGAAGAUCAUUGCUAAAGAUGUUGGUGAGGUUGCUUCCUGGAAAUCUCUGGUUUCGGUUCAGUUGGAUGCUUUACUCCGAGACAAUGCUGAUCUCAGGUUGAAAGUUGAAAAAGUUGGGGAGAAGCAGAUAUCAAUGGAGAAUAAGGCCAUUGCAGUAUUUGCUGUAAGCAUAGUUUUUGGAUUCAUUGCUUUUGUGAGGUUACUGGUAGAUAUGUUGUUGAGCGUUUACAUGUCAUCAUUGAGUGCUCAAAGAACGGAGAAGCCAUGGAAAUUUUGUACCUCUAGCUCUUCCUGGCUCUUCUUGUUAAGCAGCUGUGGCAUAAUCAUCUUUAUAUUAUCGAUUUAAAUAUGCUUUAUGGAGCAUUCACUUUUGGAAUUUGGUUUUUUCUUUCGUUUGGCAGUUACAAUGCCUGCUCUUAGUUGGUUUCUCUUUUGUGUUCUUCCUUCUGAAAUUGCAGUAGAUUAAGCAAGGCUUGCAUGCAACCUGUGGUAUAAUAUACUAGUAAAAUAUAAGAAAAAAAAGAAAAAAAGAAAAGAAGGGAAAGGAGGCUCAGAAAAUACAACUAUCACAUUACUCCUAAUUGGAAACUAAGGUUUAUAAUAGAUGAUAUAGGGUAAGUUUGGAAUGCAAAGCACUCACACUGGAGGUGUAGUUGAUACAAAGAUGUGUUAACAGCUGCUUAUAAUCCAAAUGAUAUUGUGAUGUGGCAUUAUUUACGCCAAUUUGUUGCUGGAGUUUGAGGAUCUAGUCGACC